CCCGAGCUGGCCGGGCUGCCAGGGUUGGAACCGUGCGGUCCGACUGCUCCCGGCUCCGGGAUGGCAUCGCCGCGGGAACUGACGCAGAACCCCCUGAAGAAGAUCUGGAUGCCGUACAGCAACGGGCGGCCGGCCCUGCACGCCUGCCAGCGCCGCGUGUGCAUGACCAACUGCCCCACGCUCAUCGUCAUGGUGGGGCUGCCCGCCCGGGGCAAGACCUACAUCUCCAAGAAGCUGACUCGCUACCUGAACUGGAUCGGCGUGCCCACGCGGGAGUUCAACGUGGGCCAGUAUCGCCGGGACAUGGUCAAGGCGUACAGGUCCUUCGAGUUCUUCCUUCCAGACAACGAGGAGGGCCUGCGGAUCAGAAAGCAGUGUGCCCUGGCCGCUCUCCGUGACGUCCGGCAGUUCCUCAGUGAGGAGGGGGGACACGUGGCGGUUUUCGAUGCAACAAACACCACGCGAGAACGGAGGGCGACCAUCUUUAAUUUUGGGGAGCAGAACGGCUACAAGACCUUCUUCGUGGAGUCCAUCUGUGUGGACCCCGAGGUCAUCGCGGCGAACAUCGUGCAAGUGAAGCUGGGCAGCCCGGACUACGUGGACCGUGAUGGCGAUGAGGCGGCCGAGGACUUCCUGAGGCGCAUUGCGUGCUACGAGAGCUCCUACGAGUCCCUGGACGAGGACCUGGACAGGGACCUGUCCUACAUCAAGAUCAUGGACGUGGGGCAGAGCUACGUGGUGAACCGCGUGGCCGACCACAUCCAGAGCCGCAUCGUGUACUACCUCAUGAACAUCCACGUGACCCCGCGCGCCAUCUACCUCUGCCGGCACGGCGAGAGCGAGUUCAACCUCAAGGGCCGCAUCGGCGGGGACCCGGGCCUGUCCCCCCGGGGCAGGGAGUUUGCCAGGAGCCUGGCCCAGUUCAUCCGCGACCAGAACAUCAAGGACCUGAAGGUGUGGACCAGCCAGAUGAAGCGGACCAUCCAGACGGCCGAGGCCCUGGGCGUGCCCUACGAGCAGUGGAAGGUCCUCAACGAGAUCGACGCGGGCGUCUGUGAGGAGAUGACCUACGAGGAGAUCCAGGGCCACUAUCCCCUGGAGUUCGCCCUGCGGGACCAGGACAAGUACCGGUACCGCUACCCCAAGGGGGAGUCCUACGAGGACCUGGUGCAGCGCCUGGAGCCGGUCAUCAUGGAGCUGGAGCGGCAGGAGAACGUGCUGGUCAUCGGCCACCAGGCGGUGAUGCGCUGCCUCCUGGCCUACUUCCUGGACAAGGCGGCAGAACAGCUGCCCUACCUCAAGUGCCCGCUGCACACCGUGCUGAAGCUGACGCCCGUGGCCUACGGCUGUAAGGUGGAGUCCAUCUUCCUGAACGUGGGGGCGGUGAACACUCACCGGGAGAGGCCGCAGAACGUGGACAUCGCGAGGCCCCCGGAGGAGGCCCUGGUCACGGUCCCUGCUCACCAGUGACCCUGCCUCCUCCCCGGCAACCGGCGGCCGCGAUCUCGGCAGCACCAGGCAGGGACCGUCCACGCCGCCCGCUUCCUGCCGACGGCCACGGGGCUUCACACCUGCUGCCUGACCUGCAGCCGGAGACCCUCCAGCCACAUGCCUGCUCCGCGGGCGGAAGUUUGCCGGCACCGGGCCCUCCUGCGGCCGCGUCGGGCGUUCUUGCCCCGUCGGGCUGGCCUCGUGAAGUGUGAAACCCUGGAUGUGAAACGGGGCGUCCCCACCGUGGCCAGGCUGCCGGCAUGGGCCCCGGAACCCCUGCAGGCGCCCCGCUGGCCCGGGUGCGAGGAGAGCCCUUCCCAUCCGCCCUGACGGACGGCUCCCACCAUGGACCCCGUCGGCCAGGCCGUGUCUGAGCCGCUGGGGAAAGCGCGGGCUCGUGUCAGCCCAGCCCGGCGCCAGGAGCCCGGCAUGGCGGCCCCUCCGGGAGCACUGAGGAGCUGCUGGCCAAGGCCCCCCACGACGGCUUCUCGAGAAACCGGGAACGACGGGCAGAGCGUGCAUCACCCGCCCAGCGCGCCGGCCCCCGACUCGGGGAGGCUGCGGCACCUGGGGGAUGGCCACGGGGUCUGGAUUCGUGGCUGCGCGCCUGCCGCCCACGGGCACCACGCUGAUGCCAGCCCUGGGCCCCGAGCCCGCUUUGCACCUGCAGCCUUUCCUGGGGGGUCCCUGCUGAACAGCCACCUUUCCCAGCCCCGGCCCGAGGGGAGUCCGGCGCGGGCCCAGCGGCUGUGGACAAACAGGGAGAGGUGUCCCGUGAGGCCGGCCGGGCAGGUCCUCUGUGCUGCCUCCCGUCAGAGCCCGGGCCAGGGCGCCACCGCAGCCUCGGGGCCGGGUCCCACCUUUCUUCUGGGCUGAGUGCACUGGAGUCUUGGUGACGUGUCCCGUGGACACGCUCACUGUUAGCCACGUGGUCCUUCCCGUGAGCGGACGGACAUCUGACGUCCCCGCCUCCCCGGGCCUCUGGCUGCCGAGGCGAGGCCGCGAGGCCAUCUGCGCUGUGUCCAGACGGCCUGGCCUGGAUGUGUCCCAGGACUGGGCUAGGGCCCGGGAAGUCGGGUCACAGCAGGGCCGUGGGACUGGGCCGCCGCCUGGCUGCUCCGGGUUGGCCAGCACGCCCUGUGCUGGCUGCAGGCGUUUUCCCGCUCGCCCUGGCACGGGAGGGGUAGGAUCUCGGCCACAUAGCACACUGUGUCCGGGGCUCUUUGCAAUAAACAAGUUUUUAAAAUCAAAAGGAUCCUGAGAAGAGGCUGCGUUUGUGGCAGCUCUGCGGACAGGACCCCACGCCGUGGUCUCCUCACAGGUCUGCAGUGAGGGCCUAGGCCCCGCCCCCACCCUGGCCAGCCCUCUCUGGAAGGAGAUCUCCGGAUGGGGGCCGGGGG
This is a messenger RNA of Eptesicus fuscus (big brown bat), 2891 nucleotides long. It is a transcript of the gene PFKFB4, whose product is annotated as 6-phosphofructo-2-kinase/fructose-2,6-biphosphatase 4. The record is from RefSeq and is a predicted model, not a curated record. Gene Ontology annotation, biological process: fructose metabolic process; fructose 2,6-bisphosphate metabolic process. Bases 61 to 1470 code for a protein of 469 amino acids. NCBI's taxonomy places the organism in Eukaryota, Metazoa, Chordata, Mammalia, Chiroptera, Vespertilionidae. The transcript is spliced from 14 exons. Gene Ontology annotation, cellular component: cytosol. Gene Ontology annotation, molecular function: fructose-2,6-bisphosphate 2-phosphatase activity; 6-phosphofructo-2-kinase activity; ATP binding.